AUGUCUCUCACACUUAGCGACGAUUUAAAUGAAGUCCUAACAUCGUUUUAUGAACAUGCUAAGGAACAUACUAUGCUGAAAGGAAAAUUGCAGGAUAGUGAAAAAUUCAUAGCUGUGCUCAAGUUAGAGGUAGCAGAAGCUAGGAGAGCCGAAAAACGAGCUUCUACAAAUCUAAAAAGGGUCCAAGAAAAUGUUCUUCAACUUCAAGGAAUAAUUUCAAACUUGACUGCUAUUAGAGAGGAAAAUGAAAAACUAAGGAAUGAUCUGAGAAAUCUAGAAAUAUUAUUAGAAAGUGAAAAAAAGAAUCUGACAUUACACGAACAACAGUGGAUUAAUGAUAAAGAAAAUCUAGUCAAAAGUAACAAAGAAGAACUGGAAAAUAUGAAAAAGAUACGAAAUAUGGAAGCAAUAUCAUUUAAUCAAGAAUUAAAUCGCCUAAAAGAAGAAAACGAGCAGAAAAUUGAAGAAAUGAAAAAAGAAUUUAAAAAAAUAGAAAACGAAUACAAGAAUAAUUUGUCUCGGACAGCAGAAGAGUAUGAAGAGAAAAUCCUUAACUUAAACAGAAAUUUAAUAGCUGCAAAUAAUGAAGUAAAAAAUCUGCGUCAGGUGUCCGGUCAUGAAACAAUUUAUAAUCUGGUUGACUUUGGUCAAUCUAAAAAUGAUAGGAUUAUACAACAACCCUUGUCAUUUGCAAGAUAUCAACCAUUGCCGAUCAUUUCGAAGGCUUCUCAGAUGUUUGCUGCUGAAUCAGAGGAACUCAAUAAACAGCAUACGACUCCACCAAAUAACCAGAUAAAGAUUGGUGACGCUAAAACCAACUCAGCUACAAAAAGAAGGAAACUCUACUGUCGUACUGAUGACCCACUUUUAUAA
Messenger RNA from Nezara viridula (southern green stink bug), 873 nucleotides. The record is from the annotation of a GenBank genome assembly. NCBI's taxonomy places the organism in Eukaryota, Metazoa, Arthropoda, Insecta, Hemiptera, Pentatomidae.